Messenger RNA from Peronospora belbahrii, 348 nucleotides. NCBI's taxonomy places the organism in Eukaryota, Oomycota, Peronosporomycetes, Peronosporales, Peronosporaceae. The record is from the annotation of a GenBank genome assembly.
AUGCGUUUCUACUAUAUCGCUCUAGCUGUUGCUUCUGCUUUAUGUACAAGCACUGAUGGUCUUGAGGCUGUCUCCGGUUCGACUGGACACACUUUGCUGAGAAUUGACACUGUUACGGGACAGCAGCAAAACGAUGAAGGCAAGACGCGAUUCCUGGUUGGUGUAAGUACAGAUGCAUCGCCAGUCAAGGUUCCAAGCGAAUACUCGUUUUCUACGCUGCAGGAUAGCAAGAAUCGUAGGCUUAGGGAGGAAUCUUUUUUUGGGUUAUUAAACGAUGACGAUGACGAUGACAAUGACGACAACGAUGAUGUUAACAGUGGCGAUAGCAGUGGCAAUAGCAGGAGAUAG